AUGUCGACCAUCAGCCCUACCUUGAUCGAAGUCAGAGACUUUGCAAUUGGUCCUGACUUAUACCGCCGACGCGCGUCUGACUUGAGCGACUGGGAUGAUCUCAUCGAAUACACGUUCAACGCCUUCAACCGCGAUGAACGCUACUUCAGACUGCACUUCCAUUUCUCUCGGGAAACACAUUGUGUGGAGGACGAACUAUUGACGAAGGAAGACUGGAAUGACGGUAUCUAUGUCGUCGGCGCCAACAGACUAUUCUUUGCCCAUUUCGUCACAAGGGCUCGACAUGAACCUCGAGGUUAUUACAAGAGGAAGGAACCUUCACCUUCAUCAGUGAGCCCUACACCUGAGCCUGGGUCGCCGGUGGUACCUUGGACUAUGCCUCCGCUACCGCCCAUGAACGCGCAAGGUGUUUACGAGUACCCUCCGCCACCUGCACCUGCUCCCGCACCUACACGUCGUCCAGCAAUACGUCCUGGAGGUGGACCUCGACGUGGACUUGCUCGUGGACGCGGACGUGGACGCGCACUACAACCCGCUCAACGUCCACCACCUCGGCCAGUACCACCGCCAGCUCAACCCGUUCCAGCCGUUCGUCGACCCGCUUCUCAGCGACCGAACACCAACGCAACCAAUGUAUACACCAUUGGACCACCUAUACCGGCUGACCGGUACCCAAACUCAAGGUACUUCUCCUCACCUUUCACCUUCAUUCCCCUGCAGCCUGCCCCACCUCGACCACGAACACAUGCUCAACAGUACAGGGCCCCUCUUCCAAGUUCAGACGCACCGGCUACCAGGCCUGCGGCUGCGACAUCAGCUUCGGCAGCACCCGUUCGUGCACCUGCUGCGCCGAUGUUACCUCCUCGACCAGCUGUUCGCCAACCGGCUGGUGGGUCUACGUCUCGUCUGCCGACUACAGGCAGUUCAAGCGGUCAGCCAAUUGAGAUAUCGUCCGCAUCGUCAUCGUCAAGCUAUGAAUCUAGCAUGGAUAUAGACUCCAAUCAGCAUCCGGGUACCCAUCAGCCCACCGCACCACUUCCGCCGCCGCCGCCGCCGCAAAGUGAAGACUACAACAUGGAACUCGCCGACGAUCCCAUAUCCGACUCCGACGCGCAAAACACUCCCCUGCCCCCACCAACGUACGAUGAGUACGCGGACCUGCAGUACCCCGUCAUCCGGCCUUCACCAGGACCACGAUAUGAAGGCCAAACCGACGAUGAGGAACAAGAUCUCACACUUCAAUCCCCACUCUACCCACUUCCGGAAUUCGAUGACAGGCCAGAUGAUGAGCACGAAGAUCUUACCCUCCAAUCACCACUCUACCCAGGUUCGGAAUUCGAACAACCACCGGAUGAGGAAGAGGAUCUCACCCUCCAAUCCCCCCUCUACUCCAACUCAGAGUUCGACCACCCACCAGACAAUCAGGUCGAAGACGAGCAAAUGUCCGUCGCCCCCACAUCACCAGGCUCAGGCGGCCUCUUCGUGCGCGACGAGACAGAAGCACAGAACUUUGAGGCGGCGUUGGCGUGGGAGGACGAUGGUACGCAGCAGUCUGUCGGUGAAUCUGAGCUCGGACAAGAAGAGGAAAGGCCGGACAGUGGAGACGAGGAUGCGAUGACGUUUAUUGCGUCUCCUUCUGCUGCACCUUCGUCGGCUGUGCCUACUUCGGCGGGGACGGGUCUGUUUGUGUCUGAUGGGAGUGAGACGAGGGGCUUUGCGGAGGCUUUGGAGUGGGAAGAAGAGGAGGAUGAGGAUGAUGACGACGAUGAGGAGAUGGAGGAUGAAGGGGAGGGUGGUGUGGAGGUUAGGAGGCGAUAG
Alternaria triticimaculans is the source of this 1818-nucleotide messenger RNA. RefSeq lists its product as uncharacterized. Lineage: Eukaryota; Fungi; Ascomycota; Dothideomycetes; Pleosporales; Pleosporaceae. The record is from RefSeq and is a predicted model, not a curated record. The transcript has a single exon. Bases 1 to 1818 code for a protein of 605 amino acids.